AAUUAUAAACCUCUCAUCCGGAGAGAAGCAAGGAUUCAUUUUCUCUUCGUCGACGAACAAGCAUUCCACGCUUGGUCGAGCUCGCCGUCCGUCGUUGUCGGCCCUGCCUGACUGUUCUCGGGCAAGUAUUGUAGAAGGUUCGAGCUCUAGGGCUUUGCCUGCUCCCAAAAACUGAGAUGAGUUAUUGGUCACUAUCAUCUGUUCUUAAUAAUCAGCCUAUGCCAUUGUCUGCUGCAAGCACCAAAUCUUCUGUUCAUAUCGAAAGCAGCGCCUGUUUUAUAAGUAGUCUGAGCCAACGAAGGUGCUGUCUCUCUGUUGCUGAAGACUAUUGUAAAAUCAGGAGACUCAGGAUUUCUGGGGUAAUUAAAUAUAGACAAGGAUUGUCACAUUUGCAGGUCCAACAAGGAACUUGGGAAGAACCUGAUGAUGGCAGUGGGAGUGAGUAUGAUGAUGACGAAGAAGAUGAGCAAACAGAAGAUGAGAACUAUGGCUUUGAAAGUGAUUGGGAAGAGGAAGGGAUUACAACAUCAGCCAUUAAUGAUAUUAAAAAAGAGGUUGAACAGCUUUUGGAGCCAGAAGAAAGAGCAGUCUUGCAACAGAAUGUGACUCCUAACUUGAGAAAAAUCUCAACUGAAAAAUGGAGCCCUCUGCACACUUUAGCACUAUCCACACAGAUAAGAUGCAUGGAUCAACUUCUUGAAAGUGGGGUUGAUAUUGAUCUUAAGAACAAGGAAGGUCUGACCGCACUUCAUACAGCUAUUAUAGGAAAGAAAGAAGCUGUAAUAAGCCAUCUUUUACGGAAAGGUGCAAGUCCCCAUGUCAAGGAUAAGGAUGGUGCUACCCCACUUCAUUAUGCAGUUCAAGUUGGUGCCAAGCAAACUGUAAAGCUAUUGAUCAAAUAUAAAGUUGAUGUCAAUGUUGCAGAUCAUGAAGGUUGGACUCCAUUGCACGUUGCUAUUCAGAGCAGAAAUAGAGAUAUUGCAAAAAUUUUGUUAGUCAAUGGUGCAGAUAAGACCAGAAGAAAUAAGGAUGGGAAAACAGCAUUGGAUCUGAGUUUAUGUUAUGGGAAGAAUUUCAAGUCUUAUGAUCUUGGCAAAUUACUGAAGGUAGUUCCAGCUGACAGUGAUUUUUGAUAAACAAGAUGCAGCUAAAGCACGAUCGAACGUUCUAUCACAUAAUACAUCUGCUGAUAGUUAGUAUUGUUGUCAUCUCUUUGUUCUUCCAUUUUUUGUAUGUUUUCUUCUCUGAUAUUGAUCAUGAAGGUUUUGACGGGGUAGUCCAUUGUCUUAUAGAUGAAAGGUUGUUUGGAAUAACGUUUGUAGUAUGGCACUAGUGGAAAAUGAAACUCCUGUCAAAAUCAGUGUACAUUAUUUAGGGCAUGCAGUAUUCAUGAGUAUUACAUACUAUGGUAAAACUUUUGAGGCUUAUCCAAGGUAUUCUUACAUUCAUAGA
This is a messenger RNA of Prosopis cineraria, 1452 nucleotides long. Its product is annotated as ankyrin repeat domain-containing protein EMB506, chloroplastic. The record is from RefSeq and is a predicted model, not a curated record. Gene Ontology annotation, cellular component: chloroplast outer membrane. The transcript has 8 exons. NCBI's taxonomy places the organism in Eukaryota, Viridiplantae, Streptophyta, Magnoliopsida, Fabales, Fabaceae. Gene Ontology annotation, molecular function: protein binding; chloroplast targeting sequence receptor activity. The coding region runs from base 177 to 1133 and encodes 318 amino acids. Gene Ontology annotation, biological process: protein targeting to chloroplast.